Molecule: messenger RNA, 2756 nt
Organism: Cynocephalus volans (Philippine flying lemur)
Lineage: Eukaryota; Metazoa; Chordata; Mammalia; Dermoptera; Cynocephalidae
Gene: CLCN4
Product: chloride voltage-gated channel 4
Exons: 13
Coding region: 364-2724 (786 amino acids)
Biological process (GO): transmembrane transport; chloride transport
Cellular component (GO): synaptic vesicle; Golgi apparatus; early endosome
Molecular function (GO): voltage-gated chloride channel activity
Source: RefSeq, a predicted model, not a curated record
GGCGGGCCUCCGGAGCCAAGAGGUGGCCAGGCCGGCUGGGCAGGGCUGAGUGGCUGGGCGGAGCACGUGAUGUCCCCAGCCUGCCUCCGGGGCCCUCUGAGCGCCUGAGGCUGAAAUCGACAUUUGCCGCUGGCAGGAAAAUGUCACUUUCCACCUUCAUCACAUCCUCAAGCCAAAGGAGCAGGAGAUUUCGGUAGCAUUUUAACCUUAUAUCUCAGAAAUCUGAAAACCAAAGAGGUUUGCUAUUCUCCCAUCAAGAGGUGGAGUCUACUUCCUCUCCCCUUGAACCUGUGUGAGCUUUUGUGACUGCCUCGAUGGACAGCAUGUGGCAAAGAGACGCUGCCUGACUUCUGAGGCUCAGUCAUGCAAGAUGACACAGCUUCUCCCUGGUCUCUCUCUCAACGCUGGCUUUGGAGCCGAGAGCCUCCAGGUGUAACUAGCCUGGUCAAUGCAGGAGUGAUGAGUGGCAGUGGAAACCUGAUGGAUUUUCUCGAUGAGCCAUUCCCCGAUGUGGGGACAUAUGAGGACUUCCACACCAUCGACUGGCUAAGGGAAAAGUCACGGGACACAGACCGACACAGAAAGAUAACCAGCAAAAGCAAGGAGUCCAUAUGGGGGUUCAUCAGGAGCCUGCAGGACGCCUGGUCGGGCUGGGUGGUCAUGCUGCUCAUCGGCCUGCUGGCAGGCACCUUGGCUGGGGUCAUCGAUCUUGCCGUCGACUGGAUGACAGACCUGAAGGAAGGUGUCUGCCUGUCUGCCUUCUGGUACAGCCAUGAGCAGUGCUGCUGGACUUCCAACGAAACCACUUUUGAGGACAGAGACAAGUGUCCACGGUGGCAGAAAUGGUCGGAGCUGCUGGUGAAUCAGUCGGAGGGUGCCAGUGCUUACAUUCUGAAUUACUUAAUGUACAUCCUGUGGGCGUUGCUGUUUGCGUUUCUGGCCGUCUCCCUGGUGCGCGUGUUUGCACCAUAUGCCUGCGGCUCUGGCAUACCCGAGAUCAAGACCAUUCUGAGCGGCUUCAUCAUCAGGGGCUACUUGGGGAAGUGGACCCUGCUAAUUAAGACGGUCACCCUGGUGCUGGUAGUGUCAUCCGGCCUGAGCCUUGGGAAAGAAGGGCCGCUGGUGCACGUGGCUUGUUGCUGUGGCAACUUCUUCAGCAGCCUUUUCUCCAAGUACAGCAAAAACGAGGGCAAGAGGCGCGAGGUGCUUUCAGCGGCGGCUGCGGCUGGAGUCUCCGUGGCCUUUGGUGCUCCGAUCGGGGGUGUGCUUUUCAGUCUGGAAGAGGUCAGUUACUACUUUCCCUUGAAGACCUUGUGGAGGUCAUUUUUUGCGGCCCUGGUGGCGGCCUUCACGUUGCGAUCCAUCAAUCCCUUUGGGAACAGCCGCCUUGUUCUCUUUUAUGUGGAAUAUCACACGCCCUGGUACAUGGCUGAACUCUUCCCCUUCAUCCUGCUUGGGGUGUUUGGGGGCUUGUGGGGAACCCUCUUCAUCCGCUGCAACAUCGCCUGGUGCAGGAGGCGCAAGACCACCCGGCUGGGGAAGUACCCGGUGCUGGAGGUCAUUGUGGUGACUGCCAUCACCGCUGUCAUUGCCUACCCCAAUCCCUACACACGCCAGAGCACCAGUGAGCUCAUUUCUGAGCUGUUCAACGACUGUGGGGCCCUUGAGUCCUCCCAGCUGUGUGACUACAUCAACGACCCCAACAUGACCCGGCCUGUGGAUGACAUUCCAGACCGGCCAGCUGGGUUUGGCGUUUACACAGCCAUGUGGCAGCUGGCCCUGGCGCUGAUCUUCAAAAUCAUUAUCACCAUAUUUACCUUUGGCAUGAAGAUCCCGUCGGGCCUCUUCAUCCCCAGCAUGGCCGUGGGAGCAAUGGCGGGCAGGAUGGUGGGCAUCGGCGUGGAGCAGCUGGCUUACCAUCACCAUGACUGGAUCAUCUUCCGGAACUGGUGCAGGCCCGGAGCAGACUGCGUCACUCCAGGGCUUUACGCAAUGGUGGGAGCUGCAGCCUGCCUAGGUGGAGUUACCAGGAUGACAGUGUCGUUGGUGGUCAUCAUGUUCGAGUUAACGGGUGGUCUGGAGUACAUUGUGCCCCUCAUGGCGGCGGCUGUGACCAGCAAGUGGGUGGCCGAUGCCUUUGGGAAGGAAGGCAUCUACGAGGCCCACAUCCACUUGAAUGGCUACCCCUUCCUGGAUGUGAAGGAUGAGUUCACCCACCGCACGCUGGCCACCGACGUCAUGCGGCCCCGGCGGGGAGAGCCGCCGCUGUCGGUGCUCACCCAGGACUGCAUGACCGUGGAGGACGUGGAGACGCUCAUCAAGGACACUGACUACAACGGAUUCCCCGUGGUGGUCUCCAGAGACUCCGAGCGCCUCAUCGGAUUUGCCCAGCGGAGGGAGCUGAUUCUCGCAAUAAAGAAUGCCAGACAGAGGCAGGAGGGCAUCGUGAGCAAUUCCAUCAUGUACUUCACAGAGGAGCCCCCUGAGUUGCCGGCCAACAGCCCGCACCCCCUGAAGCUGCGGCGCAUCCUCAACCUCAGCCCUUUCACGGUCACGGACCACACCCCCAUGGAGACGGUGGUAGACAUCUUCCGGAAACUGGGGCUCCGGCAGUGCCUGGUGACACGGAGUGGAAGACUUCUGGGCAUCAUCACAAAAAAGGACGUGCUGAGACAUAUGGCCCAGAUGGCAAACCAGGACCCUGAAUCCAUCAUGUUUAAUUAGCAACAAGGUGGCAAUUAUUUUGAGAAAAACAG